AUGGCUACUCCUACUCGGAUGGAAUUUGCAGUACACAUGACAUGCAACACUUGCGUCGACAAGGUUAAGGAUGCUCUCAAUGGUGUUGAAGGUAUAGACAACUACAUGAUAAGUUUAGCUGAAGAGCAAGUCAUAAUUGAUAGCGCUCUACCAAUGGCACAACUACAUAAUCUACUUGUUACAACCGGAUUAACAGUUAUAAUGAGAGGUCAAGGAGCUGCAACCGAAGGUGCCUCACAUCUAGGAGCUGCUGUUUCAAUAUUAUCUGGCACAAGUGUUAAGGGAUUAGUACGAUUUACACAGUUAUCAGCUGAUAAAUGCAUGAUAGAGGGUACCGUAGACAAUCUAAGACCUGGUAAUUAUGAUAUCAAAAUUCAUGAAUACGGUGAUUUAUCGGAUGGUUGCAAUAAUUGUGGAGAUAUUUUUAAUCCAUAUGAAUAUCCUCAUGGCAACAACAAUACUUCUGCUAGAAAAUUGGGUGAUAUUGGUAGCAUGACUGCAAAUAAGAACGGUCGCGCAAUGUUCAGAAUUGAAGAUGACACAGUCAAAGUCUGGGACGUCAUUGGUCGUUCGGUUAUUAUUCAUGAUAAACAAGUAGAAUCCAGUGGUAAAUCUUUGGCUUCUAGAAUCACAUGUGGAAUUAUUGCAAGAUCUGCUGGAUUAUUUGAAAAUUCCAAGAAGUUUUGUGCUUGUGAUGGGAAAACAUUAUGGGAAGAUAAGCCAUUAACUAACAAAAGCCCACAAGCAUCUUUAUAA
Molecule: messenger RNA, 756 nt
Organism: Trichoplax adhaerens
Lineage: Eukaryota; Metazoa; Placozoa; Uniplacotomia; Trichoplacea; Trichoplacidae
Exons: 8
Coding region: 1-756 (251 amino acids)
Biological process (GO): removal of superoxide radicals
Molecular function (GO): copper ion binding
Source: RefSeq, a predicted model, not a curated record